This is a messenger RNA of Lineus longissimus, 4735 nucleotides long. Its product is annotated as leucine-rich repeat-containing protein 74B-like. The record is from RefSeq and is a predicted model, not a curated record. Gene Ontology annotation, molecular function: calcium ion binding; protein binding. NCBI's taxonomy places the organism in Eukaryota, Metazoa, Nemertea, Pilidiophora, Heteronemertea, Lineidae. The transcript has 11 exons. Bases 491 to 2446 code for a protein of 651 amino acids.
CCAGUUGGUGAUUUAAAUGCCAUUUCAAAUGAAUUAUUCGAAUGAUUUCACCAAAAGGUUAGGGUAGGCCUAGCAUUAACAUGAGUAGUAUUGGGUUUUGUGAGGCUUCCUUGGCACUGCCUUAUGAUCAUUGUUUUUCUACACGAGAGGGUAUGAUUCUUCAUCAUCUAAUCAUCUGAUCAUAUACCGGUGGAUAUUUCAUUGAAAGGGUUCAGGAGGAUAAUUUAGAUGACACUGGCAUUUCGCUGCUGAUAGCCCUCUGCCUUCUUCAUGUAAUUCGUGUGAUCACUUUUAUUGGAGGAUGAAGGAAUACUUUGGUACGGGACGUUUCAACGUCGGAGUUAAAUGAAAUUUGAUGUUGUGAUCUACUUAAAGAAGUACCCAAUAUGCAGCCUACACUCUGACAGUCAGAAUGAGUGACAAGAAUCGAUCACCGUCCGAAUAAGUCGAGUGAGAAACAUCUAUCAAUCAGUUUCGGUGCAGCUUUGGGAUGACGUCUACUGGCAUCGCCAACGUGACCUCUAUUGGGCCCGAGCGGUUCGGGGAGCGCGAGAGUCUGGAUAACUGGGGUCAAGGACGAGGGAAGAGGCCGCCGAGGAAGACCAGCGUCCCUAAUGCGAGAGACAAUAAGAAACGAUACGGGGUCCGGAAGGCGAGUAUCGCCAGCGAGGGAGCAAUGAAUACAAAAUCCCCGGACAUUUUCAAAAUUGAGUCAAAUAUAAUGCGAACUCCGCCCAAAAAUGGCCGCCGGGCGGUCCAACCCGUGGAAUAUACAAUAGAACAAUCUCUACAAAGAAUCCCAACGAAAGAGGGUUUGAAUAAACGGACUGCCUCUUUGUACCUCAGUAGAGCUACCACGAAAAUCACCAUCAAAGAUGCAAACUCGCCAAGUCCUGAACUCACUCCGAGGACGACAGCAUCGAGGAGGGAAUCCAUCAAUCAGUCCCGGUUCUCCAUGGUGUCACGUGUUGCAGACUCCAGGACCAGUGUGACGACAAGCGGUCCAGUCGCCAAUAAUCUAUUGACAUUGCAUCGAGAGUAUACGAGAGAGUUCACUUUCACCGGAUAUGACAUCAUGAAAGAUGUCGCAAAGAAGACAACAGUUGAUAACAAAGAAGAGUUGAAUCGUCUGCAGAAGACACAAGUGUACGAGGGUACGUGCAAGAAGCUUGGCAUCACUCCCGCCACUUACGUCACGCGCAAUCUCUCGUCACGUGACAUCAUCAUGAAGAGCCAUGAGCUCGGUCCACUUGGUGCUAGGGCGGUAGCCAUUGCGCUCGUGAAUAAUGACAAGGUCGAACGUCUCGAUGUAUCCGACAACCAUAUUGGAAACGACGGGGUCAAGGCCAUAUCUGACAUGUGUCAUGGUAACAGCGUCCUGACACAUAUUUGUCUUGGCUGGAACCAGAUGACGACAGACGGAGUCAGGGCCAUAUGCUCAUCAUUGAAGGAGAAUCAGAACAUCAAAAAGCUAGACCUUUCAGGCAACCAUCUCAAGGACCAAGAUGCAAGAUAUGUUGCAGAUCUUGUAGAAAACAACGUUUCUCUUAGGGAAUUGAUCCUUAGUCACAAUGAUUUCCGAGAGAUGGGCGGGGAGUUGUUAUCCAAGGCAUUAGGCUACAAUGACACGAUAGAGCAUUUAGAUUUGAGCUGGAAUCAUCUCAGAGGGAAAGGUGCUGUUUCUAUUGGAAAGUGUCUCCAACAAAAUCUUGGGCUUAAAAAGCUGAAUUUGUCUUGGAAUGGUUUUGGCGAGGAUGGAGGCAAGGCCUUAGGGGCGUCUCUCUUGAAAAAUAAGACCAUGUUAGAACUAGACCUGACCAACAAUCGAAUCACCCCAGGCGGCAUCAAAGCGAUCAUGAAUGGAGUGCUCAAGAACGACACGCUCAAGAUAUUGCAUCUGGGACGGAACCCGAUCACGCCUGAGGUAGCCAAGAACAUCCUAAACUACCUGCAGAAGAUAACAGACCGGUGUGGUCUGGAGGAAAUCCUGAUGGACGACAUCACUGUCGACGUUGAGUUCGUUCAAAUGCUUGCGGAGAUCCGUGAAAGACGAUACAUUAAAGUGUCUCAUGGACCAAUCAUUAAGCUCUCCACCGAUCACGUGGCUGCCAUCAGUGAUGUGUUCAUGGACCGGGACCCUGUCAAGACGUUGUUUGACUUCAUGGCGGCUGAGGGCCUGAGGGUGGUGGAUCUGUUCAACAGACUGGAUGAGGACAAGAGUAUGAGUGUCAGCAAGAAGGAGUUCAGGGACGGCAUGGUGAAAAUCAAGGUUCCUCUAACCUUGCUACAGUUGGACAUCCUAAUGGACAAGCUGGAUAAAGAUAACGACGGAGAAGUGGACCUAAGAUCUUUACUCGUCCUGCUCGAGGGAGGUAAGCGGUUGUUAGUCCUUACUCUGUUUCUUGUAUUUGGUUUAUUUCUGCAUAUCUUGGUGUACAUUUUAUAACAAAAACUGAAGGAUGCACGUCUUGGAGUGGUGUUUCCCUAGCAUCAACAACUAUGGGACCAAUUCUGCUUAUUCUAGUUUUAUGUAUUCUUGCAAGCUCUAUUGCCAAUGACUUCUUUAGGUUUAGGUGUUUAUUGUCUUUUUUCCUAGUGUCAACAUCAAUAUUUCAGAUAUGCUUUAUCUUUCGCGAUAUUCUUUGCCGAAAGCAGGAUCCGUUCUCUAUCGUUAGUUACAUUAUCUCUAGAGAAAGUGUCCACCAUAGUCAACCUAGUAUUCGUAUUCCUUGAAGGAGAAGAGUUGAUUUGUAAUAAGUACACGACGUAAGCUCUGUAGAGAAGUCAACUCUUUUCUAGUCGUUUCUGCGUGCUUGUUAUUAGUAAGUAAUUUGCUGUAGUUUCUAAUCGCUUUUUCCCGCAGUGCACAUUUAUUUGCGCUUGUAGUUUUCGCACAUGGUUUUUUUGUAUUUUCUGUGUUUUUAGAUAUUGCAUAAAACUCUCUGGUAUAAUUCUUGGAAGUUGCAGCUGGAAAUAAUCGCAAAUUGCUUAGCCUCUGUCAGUUUCCCUAACUUAAAUAUGGACUGGUGUCCAGGGGGACAUUUUGAAGUCGAAUACGUCCUACCACGAGGUUGCUGUCAAAGAAUUUACUGUAAAGAACUCAUGUAGAUUUGCAAUACAAGUAUUAACAUAUCGUGAUGGCAUAUUUCAUCAAUCACCCUUUGUAUCGAAAACUCCUUGUUCUUCAACGUUCGGAGUAUCGAGAACACUGUUUCAUGUUUAUAGCUCACUAAAUGCAUACUCGCUGAUUGCCGGAUUACCAUAAUUCAAACACUGACUGACGAAAAGAGAGCAUUUCAUCACUUUAUUGUUGCCAUCAGCUUCAUUAGCCAGCUGAUGCAGGUCUUUAACGUCCUCUUAAGUAAAGGUGGCAAUUUCCUCUGGAACACAUCAUCUUAUUAUCAUUAUCAUUAACCAGCGACUCUGACUCUAAUGGCCGCGGAAAAAACGUGCGAUUUCCCUGAGUAAUUGGGUGAAGGAAAUCCAUGAUAACAUGAAUAAGGUGUCAAAGUCACUAGCUGUAAAUGACAGUCCCAUCCAAUCAACUGGCAAUGUGUCACGGGUGUGCAUCGUUUGGUGUCAAGGUCAUAUAGCGACCGGUUAUGAGAGGGGCCCGCCUUCUUUACAGCAAGUUGAUCAUCCUGAGAUUCAGGGUUUAUUCGCUCCUACUUCAUCUACAAGUUAUCUGGAGGAGGAGUUAAUGGGCUGGUGAUGGCCCUUGGUAAGAGCUCUUUAGUAGGUGAUAACCAAAGUGUACUUUGGAAUAAUCUUAAUGAAAUUAACUCUUCGCAGCGUCGUGCAUUCGUCGUGGCUCGUAAUGGCUCAGAAUGACCUUGCCAAUAUGCAUGUACAUGUAGUUAAAUGUACGUAUAUCGUUUCAUUCUCAUCAUUUCCAGUGAGCUUAUCGAAGGUGAAAGAAGAGAGAAGCGACUCCAGCUAGCCCAGCGCGAGAGGCGCCACGCUAGAGGAGAGGAGUCCCCGCCGCCUACUCCGUACCCAUGGAGCGAUCGGGCACAUUCAGCAAGGCUGGGCGUGUAUCGAGGCGAAUCGGGACCACGGAGACCGAAUUCUGCCCGUCCAAGCAUAAGUCUCCUGGCACCGAUUCAACUUAACGAGAGGCCAAAGACCAGCCAUGCUACAUUGAGAGUGCCUUUUAGAUAGCGACACUGUGAAGUGACUUUCAACUCCGUUUCGGUUAUAGGGUUGCGAUACGAAUACAUAUAUAGGUCUGGAUAUUUGCUUCAUACUUUAAAAUCCACGACAUUGUGAUGUUUGGAUGGUGGCAAUGGGGGAGAAGGUCAACUGAAAACGCUAUUUGAAGGAGAUGGUCGGAAGCCAUUUUUCACGACCGCAUGUUAUGUACGGGGCCAUCUCCAGGUCUGGUGUGAAUUUAAUAGAGUCUGACGUGGAGAAGAAUUCAGUGUGAAGCAUGGAAGUUUGCUAACCUCAUACGUUUCCUCAUUGUUGCCUCUGCCUGAUCCCUCGAAAUGGAAAAAACUGCAUGAGACGCCCCUUGUACUAGCGUCUACGCGUCUGCAGUCGUCUGGAGAGUGCUUAGAGUUUGAUGGAAAUACGUGAAACAGUAGUUCAUUAAACCUCACCUCACAGUGAUAUAGCUGAAUACAAUGUUUAUUUACUAAAAGAAGUUUUGUAAGAAAUGUACAUAACGGAUGCGAAAGUAAACAAAAAGAAAAUAAUGAAGAUCAUGCUGGAUAAUAAAUGAUUUUUGUAUCUA